Conger conger (European conger) is the source of this 2574-nucleotide messenger RNA. RefSeq names its product butyrophilin subfamily 3 member A2-like. The transcript has 6 exons. NCBI's taxonomy places the organism in Eukaryota, Metazoa, Chordata, Actinopteri, Anguilliformes, Congridae. The coding region runs from base 84 to 914 and encodes 276 amino acids. The record is from RefSeq and is a predicted model, not a curated record.
GCAGUUGUAAACAACUUUUGACGCAGACAUUUCGUUACUGCAUUUUACGCAUUUUAAGAAUCAAACAAAAAGAUUUUACAGAGAUGAUGGCUGAUUGGUCAAUGUGCCCGUAUUUGAUUCUCCUGAUCCUUCACCUGACUUCUGUCUCCAGAUCAGAGAUGUUCCAGCUUCUGGGUCCAGCUGGUCCUGUCAUUGCUGUAGUUGGUGAAGAUGUUGUCCUGCCCACUCACCUCAAACCCAACAUAAGUGCAGAGGAUAUGCGCAUAGAGUGGUUCAGACCGCAGCACAGAGACCCACUGGUGCAUCUCUACCUUCUGGGAGAGAGCAGGAAUGAGCCCCAGAACCCAUCGUACAGCGGAAGGACCGCACUCUUCCCUGAGGAACUGAGGGAGGGAAAUACGUCUCUGAGGCUGGGCAGGGUCCAGGUCUCUGAUGAGGGGCAGUAUUCAUGUUACAUUCAGUCCAAAUCUGACAAUAAUUACCGCAUCAUAGUUUCACUGGAAGUAAGAGCUGUAGGAACUGAGCCAGUGAUCUUCAGGGAAGCAGAUGAAGAAGUGGAGGUUGGCCUGCUGUGUGAAUCUAAAGGCUGGUAUCCUCAGCCUGACCUCAUCUGGCAGGACAGCGGGGGUCACAAUCUCACCACUGAGAAACCUGAGAUACUCAGGGACAGCCUGAGCCUCAUUGCCAUAAGAACACGUGUUGUCAUAAAGAGAGAAGGCAGCCGCAGAUUCACCUGUCGAGUUCUGCAGCAGAAGCUCCAUGAGGAAAAGGUGACAGAGUUUUACCUCCAUGAUGAGUGUCAAAGCCGUCCAUGGAGAGCUGCCUUUGCUGUCACUAUGACUGCACUUAUUCUCUUGGGCAUCGUCCAGUGUGUGUUCAUCUAUCGUUGGAAGAAAAGCCAUCAGCAUCCCUGAUGGAGUCUGAACACUGCAGUGUUGAAAAUGAACCAUAAACCUGACUCCUGACCCUAAACCUAACCCUAACCUGAUCCUGACUGUUACCCAGUGGUCUUUAAACAGUUUCAAAUGAAAGGUCAAUGGUGGUUGAAGCCCCGGUGUAGCCACGAUAAGAUUCAUGCAGAUGUUGGGCCCUUGAGCAAUUUCUUAUAGGCCAUGUAAGGCUUUGGGUAAGUUAAGUUGUUUAUUCCUGUUUUCACAAUUGUGUAUACUUGUUCUGUUGUUGCUAGCAUUGUGUUUGCUAAGACAGAUCUAUUGCUACUUUAAUUUAUUUUUCUCAUUGGAUUAAUAUAAGAUUCCUGUUCAUUCCUUGCACCUGGAACUGUACCUUCCUCUAGUGCACUUGUCCCUGGUUAUGGUUAUGCACUCUGAAUGCUGGUUAUGUAGUGUGAAUGCUGGUUAUACAGUUUGAAUGCUGGUUCUGCACUUUGAAUGCUGGUUAUACAGUUUGAAUGCUGGUUAUGCAGUGUGAAUGCUGCUUAUGUAUUUUUUGUGCCAAGCUGUUCCCAGAGGGAAAACAGUGUCUGUCAUUAUAAUUGUUAUUUUUCUGCUAUGACAGUUAUUUGUGUUUAUAUUUUUAGUUAUUUUUGAGUCUGUACUUGUAGCAUUGUGUCACCACUAUGUCCGAUGUUUUAUAAUGCAGGCCCUUUGUCUCCAGUGUGUCUGAUGUUCUAUCUACUGGUUUUCCCAGAGUCAUCUUAAUUUCUUUGAAUUAACCACAAUCUGUAUUCUUAAUUUAAGCACUCAUAGACUGAAUUUCUCACUGACUCUCACAAACAUUUGUUCAUACAUUGUCAUUUGUCCAUUGUGUUAAUUUAUUUAGAAUCCUGAUAAUUUCAUUCCCUGCACUGUAUACCUGGGAUAAUUUCAUUCCCUGCACUGUAUACCUGGGAUGUGCUUGGACUCCUUAUUUCUGAGGUGUGUGACUGGAGAGUGAAAGAGUGAAAGAAUGAGCUAACUUAUUUAUGCAUUUUUUGUGCCAAGCUGUUCCCAGAGGGAAAACAGUGUCUGUCAUUAUAAUUGUUAUUUUUCUGCUAUGACAGUUAUUUGUGUUUAUAUUUUUAGUUAUUUUUGAGUCUGUACUUGUAGCAUUGUGUCUCCAGUAUGUCUGAUGUUUUAUAAUACAGGCCCUGUGUCUCCAGUAUGUCUGAUGUUUUAUAAUACAGGCCCUGUGUCUCCAGUAUGUCUGAUGUUUUAUAAUACAGGCCCUGUGUCUCCAGUAUGUCUGAUGUUUUAUAAUACAGGCCCUGUGUCUCCAGUAUGUCUGAUGUUUUAUAAUACAGGCCCUGUGUCACCACUAUGCCCGAUGUUUUAUAAUGCAGGCCCUGUGUCUCCAGUAUGUCUGAUGUUCUAUCUACUGGUUUUCCCAGAGUCAUCUUAAUUUCUUUGAAUUAACCACAAUCUGUAUUCUUAAUUUAAGCACUGUAUACCUGGGAUAAUUUCAUUCCCUGCACUGUGGAUACCUGGGAUAAUUUCAUUCCCUGCACUGUAUACCUGGGAUAAUUUCAUUCCCUGCACUGUAUACCUGGGAUAAUUUCAUUCCCUGCACUGUAUACCUGGGAUGUGCUUGGACUCCUUAUUUCUGAGGUGUGUGACUGGAGAGUGAAAGAGUGAAAGA